AUGCCGCACCACUGCCAGACUCGUGGUCGAGUAGUUUCUGUCGAGCUCACGACCCCUCAAUCGUCACCGGGUCUGAAGCUCGAGACCGCUGAUGAGGAGGGGAGCUCGAGAUCGUCAGCACGAACCGUGAGGACGUCGACCCCUCAUUCUUCUUCUUCACCUCGUCGUCCUCUCUACUUCCUCGUCAUCAUGAGAGGGAGAGAUGGCUUUGAUUUGUGCAUGUCGGAGCUCGCCGGUCGCGCCACCCCCAGGGAAAAUCCUCCCCAUCGGGCGCCCGAUGGGGGGGUGGGGAGAAAAAAUCGGACUCCCGCGGCUCCCACGCCUCACGUCCCCGACCACCUCCUCCAGGACAUCCUCCUCUGCCUCGGCUCCUCCGCCUGCCUCGUCCGCGCGGCGUACGCGUGCAAGCGGUGGCGCCGCGUUGUCACCGCCGCCGGCUUCCUCGACGCCUUCCGCUCACUCCACGGCGCGACCCACCACGUCGCCGGGCACUACCACACCGUCGACGACGCGUACGACAGGCAGGCGGCGCCGGGGGCAUUCCCUGAUGGUGGCAGGAGCUUCGUCUUCGUCCCCUCCGACGAGCUCGCCGACACCGAUCGCCGCCGGUUCUCCUCCCUCGAUUUCCUCCCGGACUGCGAGAGCGGCUACUCCUGGGAGCUCGCCGACUCCCGCGGCGGCCUUCUCCUCCUCACCAAGAUGAAGCAACGCACCGGCGACGGCUCACCGGCGCGGCGCCACUGCUUCACCUUCCCCGACAUCGUCGUCUGCGAGCCCCUGACGCGGUGCCACCAGGGUAUCCUCUGUCCUCCCGACCUCAGCGGUUACCAGUGCCUCGGCGUCUUCCUCCUCGACGGCGACGGCGACGGCGGCCGCAUCGGCAUGUCCAACUUCAAGGUCAUCUGCGCACUCUACGAUCGUUACCUGCUGAACUAUAUUCUCCCUCUCAGCGAGACAUUGGCCUGCACGUUCACCUCCGGCAGCGGCGGCGGCGGCUGGCGCCUACCGCACAGCACAGCCGCCGGUGGCGACGUCACACUAGAGCAUGUAAGGCUCGACGCCACGAGCUUCGUGGGGCGUGCAAAUGGCCGCGUCUACUGGGAAAUCGAGGGCGACGAAGGCGGCGACAUGCUCGUCCUCGACGAGACCACCGCGGGAUUCUCCCUCGUGACGUUCCCGGAGAACGUCCGCGAGAGCUACGACAAGCGGACGUUCCGGAUCAUCGCCGGCGGCGACGGCGUCGCCAUGCGCGUGGUCCGUGUGAUAAACAACGACCUCAAGGUGUUCGCGCAGCUCGACGGCGACGGCGAGUGGGUGCUCGAGAAGCGGGUUUGGUUGCCGGCGGCGGCACGGGGCCUGCCAGGGUACGACGAGGGGUACUUCCAGGAGCAGAACGGAGAAGCCAUCGUUGUCGCGGCGAGCGCGGCGUAUGUGCUGCUGACGCCGCCGGUGGAGGACACUUGGCUCUUCUCCGUCGAGCUGGAGACGAUGGCGGUGGAGCGGUGGCAUGAGAGGAACAAGUAUGCCGGGGUGGCUUACCCCUGCGAGUUGCCAUGGCCGCGGGCUUUGCAGGCUACGGAUGCUGAUCAGAUUAGUGGGAGGAGACGAUGCUGAUGAGAUGUGGAUUGAUUCUGGCUGGUCCAAAACUGUUUCGACAGUUGCAUGCAUUCACUUUGCGUUGCAUGAUGUUUCAAGCGCAAUAAUAUUGCUGGCGGAAUAUUGAUGCCUUAGGUCGAAAAGUGUUCUUGGCCCGUCAAGCGACCGGUCAGGUUUAUCGUUCACAUUAGCCAUACCAUUUUGCAAAAACAUUCUAUAAUCUGGAAGCAAUGUAAUCAAAGAGUGACAUGCCUCGGUCUUCAUCUUCAAAA
Messenger RNA from Oryza sativa Japonica Group (Japanese rice), 1868 nucleotides. RefSeq lists its product as uncharacterized. The record is from RefSeq and is a predicted model, not a curated record. Lineage: Eukaryota; Viridiplantae; Streptophyta; Magnoliopsida; Poales; Poaceae.